AUGAGUGAAGAAGAGUUCUACCGUAUAGAGAACCCUGAACAAAAUUUAUAUUUAACUCGUCAAGGUAAGAGUAUAGUAGUUAAACGCCGAUCUGAUGAUGAACAAAUCUCUUCAACGUACAUCAGAGACUGGAGUCAAUUAAUUGGCUGUCAUUGGGACACUAUACUAGGACAAUAUCUUUCGAUAACUUUCAUCGAUGGAUCUAUUAGACUAAUUGAUACAAAUGACAAUGGUAAAUUAAUAUCCUUUAUGAGAACAGGUCUCGUUGGAGCCGAUGGUUCAUAUUGGAGUAGAUUAUACGAGGAGAAUAAAUUCAAGAAUAAUACUCCCGUUAUUAAUAUAUCGAAGAGUUUACCAAUCUUAACAAAAUUUUCUAUGGACAAGGAAACACUAAAAUUUGAACCCUUUGAUUUAAUCAGUAAACAAUGGAGAAAAGUUAACGAUGGUUUAGUUAACUGGGGUAACAAAGAAGAAAAUAAAAGAGGUAUCUUAGAUGUUCAUAUUAUGCAUUGUGAAUCUAAUGAUGAAGUAGCUUUCGUUCUUAAUGGUACCUUGACAUUGAUGAAACUAAACGAAGAAGCAAAAAUACGACAAAUUUGUAAGAUAACAAGUGAAGAAUCGGGUAUUUAUCAAUUCUGGUAUCGUGAUGGUAAGAAACGUGAUAUUAACAUAUCAUCAAUCUUAACCAAUGAUAAUAAUAUGUACCUUCUUCAUGAUAUUAUUGAAUUUCAAGAAUUGGUUCAAUAUUUGAAAACUAGUAUAACAUUUUUACAUGAUAAAAUAAUAAAACCAUAUACAAGUUUUCUGGAAAAAGUGACGAAAAUUUCUUAUGAUGAUAAUCAAAAAUUGUUCGAUGAUUUAAAUCAAUUAAUUUUCACUGGUGAAGUUGAAGAAUCUUUAUCAGAAUGGUUAAAAUACACAAUUGGGGAAAGAAAUAUUCAAACUUGGAGAGAUCAAUCCUCAAAAAUGUAUGAGAAUGGUACCGAAAUAUUACAACUUGGUGUUAUUAAUGCAUUGGAGAGAGUGUUCAUAUCUCUUGAAAGAAUUACCGGUUCGUUGAUUCUUUUACAUACAAAUACCAAUAGUAAUGAGGAUGAACAAAUGCAAUUUGAGCUACAAAUAUCAAAAAUUUAUGAGAAAUUCAAAAUCAUGUUUACAACCACUACUGAGGUGAUAUGCAAUAAUAAUAAAACAAGACGUAUGCUUAAACAAUUUUUAAAUUGGUUAGAAGAUAAAGUUCAAGAAAUUAAUGAGACAGAUAAUGAUAAUAAUGAUAAUGACAAUAAAAGCAAUGGCCAUAAGACCCAAAAUUUAGAUUAUUUUGAUGAAGCAACUACUGUAUCGCAUAUUAAAGAAGGGUUAAAGCAAGUAUGUUUUUGGUCAACAAUUAAAGAUAAAUUUCUUUUCAUGUCAGAUGAUUUUACAAUUAUGUUAAAUGAAAUUGAUGAAAUUGUUAAUAAAGAAAUCAUCAAUAAAUUUAUUAUUCCUAAAUUCGAGUCAUUGCUAAUUGAAAAGGGCUAUGAAACGAUAUUCUCGACAUUAGAGCAAAAUAAUAAUACGUCAUUUGAAUUACUAGAUAUAGAACCAAUGGAGAUCAUCGUUACUCCUACUUCUCUUAAGAACUCAAUGGGGUUAUCAACAAAUUUCAUCGAUAUCAUAGUAUACAAAAAGAUCACACAAGAUCAUACAGAACAAAUUGUCAUUGGUACAAUAGAUGGACCAUUUAUUCCUUUAAUAUUGCCUGAAGCAUGUCAAGUACAAAUGGCUCAUCUUACUUCUACUCAGUUAUACAAACAUCAAAUCAAUGGAAUUAAUAAAAGAUUCAAUUUAGUGAUUAAACUAUCAACGUCAAGAGAUACCAUCGAAUAUUUACAAUACAUCUUUGAAGUAAGACAACAUAGUAGAGGUAAACAUAACACUAACGUAGGCAUAGGAAUGUCUCAUCAUAUUAGUGAGAAUAACGCUAGUCGAACUAGGUAUGCAACAGAUUGGUUUAUUAAAAACUUCGCAAUCGAGCAAAUAUAUCCAGCCCUAACGACGACAGAGACAUCGGAGAACGGCAAUCCAAUAUAA
This is a messenger RNA of Maudiozyma saulgeensis, 2073 nucleotides long. The record is from the annotation of a GenBank genome assembly. NCBI's taxonomy places the organism in Eukaryota, Fungi, Ascomycota, Saccharomycetes, Saccharomycetales, Saccharomycetaceae.